Messenger RNA from Penicillium macrosclerotiorum, 1887 nucleotides. RefSeq lists its product as uncharacterized. Gene Ontology annotation, cellular component: fungal-type vacuole membrane; TORC1 complex. The transcript has a single exon. NCBI's taxonomy places the organism in Eukaryota, Fungi, Ascomycota, Eurotiomycetes, Eurotiales, Aspergillaceae. The coding region runs from base 1 to 1887 and encodes 628 amino acids. The record is from RefSeq and is a predicted model, not a curated record.
AUGCCUAACAGCACGUCUUCGCCCGUCAAGCGCCCCGGUCUCGCCCGCCGUGCUGUUUCUUCACAUGCAGUCGUCACGAGGACGACAGCCAACCCCAACGAGCUGUCGCAGUCUCAUUCUUCCAAGGGCCCCCUUCAUCAUAAAGCACAUCGCGCCCAUGUUGUUGGCGGUGGCCACCGCCAUCACCAUCGAAAUCCCUCCUUCGGAAAGAAUUUGAACAAACUACAACGCUUCCAGCUAGGGCCCGAGACCACCGGGCGACAUCAUCAACGCAAGAAGUCCGCUCCGGCAACCCCCAUCGGUAGUCCUAAGGGUACGGCACAUGUACGCUGGGACGGAGCGCUGGACGAUCAUCCGAAGAAUACGUCGAUGAAGAGAAACAACUCGACGCCUGCGCUACGACGAAAUACCUCAGGUAUUGGGAAGAAAUCCCUAGUGACGGAGCGGCCGCACUCAAGCUCCGAGAAGAAGAAGACGGUCGGAUUUGAAUUGGGUGAUGACGAGAACGACGACGCCGAGUGGGAGGAUACCACGCAAUCACCCGAAAGUACAAGACGCAAUUCUGUCGCGCCAUCCAACCAAAGCCUGGAGAACACCCAAGUCCUAGUCGAUCCUCUAACUUUUGUGAAGCGCCCCUAUCCGCAGAUGCCUCGAGCGACUAGUUUGCCUGACUCGAUCACCAACAAGUUUGUACGAGAGGACCCCGAGCAAUCCGAAGAAGACCAAGAGGAGGAGGAAGAAGAGUCAGACGAAACACAGGACGCCAACCAGCAGUCUGACCAGGGGGACAUUGCGAACCGUCUCCUCAGCCCUUCGCACUCCGCCAAAGCCCCACCGGCCAUGUCUUCUAUUUCUGCGAUGGCCAAGCCCUCAGAAACCGCGUCACGCAGUGCCUCUUUCACUCUGGCUGCUGGCCAGGAGGGUGCGCGGAGGACGUUCUCGACUUCCAACCUUGUGAUGGCUCAACUUCCCGGCAGUCAUACCCAAGCUACUUCCUCGUCUAUGGAAGGCGGCGUUUCGAGAUUCAUCAUGAGCAAUAAAUCCGGGGUCCAGGCUUCUUCACGGACCGACUCCGAUCCGAAUACCCCCUCCUCCUUUCUCCCCCAUUAUCAUCCCCAAACGCCGCCAUCCCCUGGCCGAGGGGCCAGCAAGUCCACUGCAUCUCCCGCGCGACCCCGAGGCACCGACCUGCCGUCUAGAACGCAGCAAAAGCUCUGGCUUCAACGCACCGCUGCCCUCAACAAUUCUCCACCCGAAUCCCACGGUAUCUCCACGACAGCCUCUCCCUCCAGCAUCGACCCAACCUUCAUAGCAGGCGGACAUUCCCGUACGGGCUCGAGUGCCUUUGAUGUUAGCCGCGGCAUCAAUGGAGUUGGGCGACCCGGGGCUUCUGGCCAUGAAAACGAAGCUCGACACAUUCGAAAAGCAUACGAAAAGACAGCUCUCGAGUUGAUGGUUGUCCGACGUUUUCAAUCACCAACGGCCGACAGCUUCACCCGAUUACGUUCUGUUCCCCGAGCCUCUCAAGCCCUUACUGUGAAUGCGGAGCAAAGAUCGGCGCUGGGCAAGCCGGUCAAGUCGGCGCCUUCUUUAACGCUCCUUCAACAUGGAAGACGCCCCAAUCGGUUGGCCUCAAGCUCCGAGUCGAAAUCACAGUUGCCUGAUCCCCACUCUGCCUCCGAAGACCCAGCGACUCACAGCGAGUCCACCGACACCGCUCAGGCAUCGAAGUCAUCUCAUCCGUCCCAUCGGAUUCUAUCCACUUCCGACGAGGCCGCGCAUGGCUUGGCUAGCGAUCAGGAUUCGGAUGACUUUUCGGCUGUGAACGAGACCGAUAUGAUGGUCCGCCGUAUGUGGGAAAGCCGCGAGGUGGCUACUUCGGGCUGA